Peronospora belbahrii is the source of this 867-nucleotide messenger RNA. The record is from the annotation of a GenBank genome assembly. NCBI's taxonomy places the organism in Eukaryota, Oomycota, Peronosporomycetes, Peronosporales, Peronosporaceae.
AUGUCUCCCCCGCCUACAUCUGGUAAGAAAGUAGGUCCACGUGACCUAUUUAACGGUGGUCUACUACAGUGUCUAGAAGCUGUAACGCUAGGUAUGCCAUUCGAGGUCUGGAAAACGCGCAUGGGUCGCUACCGCUCCGAGACAACGCUGCAAGCCUUUCGCAACGUAAUGCAUGAAGGUGGUGGUAUUUCUGCAUUCUGGGCCGGCACAGGUCCAAAGAUGGUCGAGUCAGCAUCAAAGGGCGCUAUCUUGCUCUUCUCCAAAGAGGCCAUUUCUGACUCGCUACUGUCUGCGGGCGUGGGACAAACAGCAACGGGUUUCCUCGCUGGUGCUGGCGGCGGUGUGUGUCAGGUUGUAGUCAUGGGCCCCUGCACUUUUCUCGUUACUGGUGCUGUCACGGGUGACCGUUCUAUCUCUACUAUGCAGCGCAUCCACAACGUCUACGGCACUCACGGUAUCAAGGGUUUUUACCCUGGUGGAACUGCUAUUGCCUUCCGUCAGGCUACCAAUUGGGCGUCGCGUCAGGGCUUUACGGAGAUUGUUCGCGGUCAGUUUAAGACGCUGUUUCACGGUGACAAGGAUGCGAAGCUCACGGUGGCCCAGGAAGCUGGCGCCGGUAUUGUUGGUGGCGGUCUGGCUUGCUGGAAUCACCCCUUCGAAGUGGCACGCAUCCAGAUGCAGAGUGCCGCGGACCGAGGUGAACCUAAGCAGAACAUGGUUCAGGUCUUUCGCACUGUUGUCAAGGAGCAGGGCUAUGGUGGUCUCUUCAAGGGCAUUGUGCCACGUCUGGGUCUGGGCAUCUGGCAGACGCUCUUCAUGGUCACGGGCGCUAAGCUCGUGCGACAAGCGUUAGAGGACAAGAAAUAG